Molecule: messenger RNA, 12571 nt
Organism: Exaiptasia diaphana
Lineage: Eukaryota; Metazoa; Cnidaria; Anthozoa; Actiniaria; Aiptasiidae
Product: E3 ubiquitin-protein ligase HUWE1
Exons: 48
Biological process (GO): positive regulation of protein catabolic process; protein polyubiquitination; proteasome-mediated ubiquitin-dependent protein catabolic process
Molecular function (GO): protein binding; zinc ion binding; ubiquitin-protein transferase activity
Source: RefSeq, a predicted model, not a curated record
AAUCAUUAUGACUUGGUGAAAAUUUGCCGGUUUUAAAAUGCUUUAACAACCUACUGUAUGCCUUGCUGGGACCAAAAGAUAUUCAUUUAAGAAUAUAAUUAUAUAUUUUGUUACGGAACAGCAGGAAAAUUGAAAAGGUUUCAGGAAAACUUACUUGGAAAGCUCGCAAACUCUCUUCUUUGGCUACGUACGUUGAUCAUUCGCCAUACAAUUUCUUCUGAGAUUGUACUCAACGAAAAAACUAUCCUACUUCAAUUCAUCUAAAGAUUUUCUCCAGAAUGCACCGUUAUUUAGUUACAAAGACAUCUAGUGGAGUAUUAAGAGGCUUGUGAAGAUGAAAAUCGACAGAAGCAAGAUAAGAAAAAGCCAUUCACAACCUGCACCAGAAUGUGAACGCUUGAUACGAAGGCUUACAGAAGCCAAAGAUGGAGACCUGGUUAACGUUUUAAAAUCUGUGGACACGUGGUUUUAUGGAAAGUGUGACCUUGGUCAUUGGGCAGAUGUUUUGGACAGAUUUGACAAUAUCCUCGCAGACGUUGCCAAACCUGUGAAUGGAAGUGCAUGGAUAUUAACAUACGAUAAACUAGAUGAACUGGAGGGACCAGAAGUUGCGGCAGAGAAACGGCAGCUUGUCAAUCAAGUUCUACGCUUCACAGCUCUUCUUAUAGAACAUGCAUACUCUCGACCGGCAUAUAACUCUGCUGAGCAUCUCAUUACCCUCUUGGGUGCUAGUGACAUGGAAGUGGUCCUUUCUGUCUUGGGCCUGCUCUAUGUUUUCAGUAAAAGAUGUAGUUUUAUCCCUAGACUUCCCACAGAUAAGCGGAAGCCUCUUCAACAGCGACUUUUGCAUAUUGGGGAGAGCUGGGGAGGCAAGAAUGGUGGAUUCUCGCUGGCAGAGUGCUGUAAGAAUAAAAGUUUGCAGGAAUUUCCUGAAACUGCCGGAGAUGUUCAUUUUGAGUUUUACGUGCAAGAAGAUAAUCAGGUUGAAGAUCAUGUGGAACAAGACAUAGAAAGCCAGAUAUGUGCAGUUCAUGUUGAGAAAGUCUACCAGUUCUCAGAGAACCCAGGAGAAAUUAUGGAACAACUGAUGGCAUAUUACAAAGUACCUAAAGACAAACAGGUUGGUCUUUUUUCACGUGUAAGAUUAGCAAGACACUUUCCUGUUUAUGCAGAGAGAUUACAAUGUGUUCAGGCUCGACUUUGGGCCAUCUCUGUUUUAGUGUAUUCCAAUAUUAGUCAGGACAUACAAAAGUCUUUAAUGUACCAAGGCUUUGAAGAGGAAGUAGUCGAGUUAUUACAGCUUGAAGACCCUAAACUCUUGGACAUAAAGACUGCUGGUAUAAGACUGUUAACAUCAGUAAUUCACCUUCAGUUUAACCCAAGACUGAAUACCAUUGUUGACUGUGCUGGAAUGUCGUCAUACCAUGGCUUUCUUCCUACUCUUAUGAGAACUUGUAUCCAAACCUUAACAGAUCCAUCCAGAACUCCAUAUCCCAUGUCAUUCUCCACAGCAUUAUUCUCAUUUGUCUAUCACUUUGCAUGCUUUGAAGUGGGUAAUGAUGCCCUUGUCUCAAGUGGUCUUGUUGAGUCACUGCUAAGAGUGAUCGAGUAUUCUGGUGACGAUGAACACUUGACAUUUGUUACAAGAAGUGUUAGAAUCAUGGACUGGAUUGGAAAUACCGAUACGUCAGGAUAUCAGAAUGGAUUGACAGCUGUCAUUAAUCGUCUUGAGCAUGAAGUCAAAAUCUGCAUGCAGUACCAUGGUGGGAUCCUCUCUCCAGACCUACCACAAGGCACUGGUAACCAAGACAACCCUGUUACUAUGGAAACCAAUGAAAGUUCACCCCCUCCCCCACCAAGUCAAGAGCCCGCUAAGAGCACCCCAAUGGAAACAGAACAGGCUGGUCCAAGUGGAAUUGAAGGAGAUGGAAAUAAAAUGGAAGUGGAUGAAAGCGCUGCAGCCACUCGUCUCAAUCCCACUUCUCUUCAGGUUACACAACAGAGAUGUUUGCCUCAAAGAGCAGCGUUGAUCAAAGCAUUGUUGAGCUUCUUGAAGAAAGCUAUCCCAGAUCCUGCUUUCUCAGAAACAAUAAGGAAUAUCAUGGAUGGAUCAUUACCAACAUCCCUCAAAUAUAUCAUCAGUAAUGUGGAAUACUAUGGCCCUGUGCUCUUCCUUGGAGCUAUUGAUACUGUAACUGUCUAUGUAUUCCAUGAACCGUCUUUGCUGUCUUCAUUACAAGAUAAUGGAUUAACGGGUGUGGUAAUGAAAUCACUUGUUCUCAAGGAUAUCCCUGCCAUGAGAGAGGUGCUGUCAUCGUUACCUAGUGUACUCAGUGCUCUGUGCUUGAAUAACAGGGGUCUACAGGCCUUCAUGGCAUGCCAACCCUUUGAUAAACUAUUCAAAGUGAUGUUGUCUCCUGAGUAUCUUCCUGCAAUGAGAAGGAAAAAAACAACUGAAGAAUUAGGGGAAACAGCAUCAAAUCUAGGUAUAGCUAUGGAUGAGCUAAUGAGACACCAACCCACCUUAAAAACCGAUGCAAUGAAAGCUGUCGUCAAAUUAUUGGAACAAGUGUGUGAACUAGGGCAGGACCCUAAGAACAUUGGCUACAAGAUAAGUGAAGUAAAAGAGGGGGAUUUACAAGAUGCUCAGACACAAGGCGGUGCAUCAGGUCUUCCAUCACAAGCAAGCGAAGAACCAAUGACCGAUGAUGAGUUUGAUGACGAUGACAGAUUCAGCUUUACAAGUGCUUCUUCGAAGAUCUCACCUGAAGUUGAAAACAAUAAAGACAAAGAGCUUACUAAAAGCUCAGAAGAAGAAAAAAGGACUUAUGUUCCUCUUGCAGAUUACAUCUUGAAUGUGGUCAAAUUUGUAGAUGCUAUCCUAAGUAACAACUCUACUGAUGACCAUUGUAGAGAGUUUGUACGUCAUAAAGGUCUUGUCCCUCUUCUUGGCAUUCUUGGACUGCCUAAUCUAUCACUAGAUUUCCCGUCAUCACCGUCCUGUCAAGCAGUCUGCAGUGUUUCUAAGUCCUUACUGAUACUAGCCCAUGAGCCACAAGUCCUCAAGCAAGGUAUGCUACUGCUUAAAGAAUCCCUGACCAAACUUCAAACUUCUGUCUACAACCCCUCUGAGAACACAGACUUGUCGAUCUGCCAUGAAGUGGUGUCUGUACCUAAACCUGACAAAGCCAUGCACUCUCCACAACAAACUCCUGUACUGCAUGCCGUCUGUGCUGUCCAUGCCUAUAUUACUAUGUUCCUCUAUGUCUGUAGGUCAGGACAGAUGGAUAUCCGGACAAUGUGUGUCAAUCUGUGGGGAUCAGAGCUUGGUUUGAACCUCUUAUCUCAGUUAGGAGAGCUUUAUAUGUCACUUCUUUGGGAGACAACUGUAUUGGAAACUGUUGUCAAAGAAGAACAAGACUUGAUCAAUGAGAACAAGGAAUCAACUGAUGAAAACUCUCCAGGAACAUCCUCAACUACUGACAGCAAUGAUGACCAAGAAACCCUCAAAACAGCCAAACCAGAAGAUGAUCAAAAGUCACCAUUAAUGCCCUCCCAGCGACGCAUUGUCAAGCAGCUACUCCAGGUCACAUCCAACGUCAGCAAGUGUUUAUCAGAAUUCUUUAGUGCUUUGCUGAAACUCAGUGUUGGUACAGCCCAACGUCAGCGUAGGACACCCCACAACAUUGCCACUCCUGGUGCCCCAUCGCUAAGUGCAAGGCUUGUCACUUCUCAGCUUUGUCAGAUUCUGAAGAACGCUCUGUCUUGGAAUGGUGCUGCUGCUGAUAAGAUCUCACCAGGACUAAGACUUCACUUUUAUGUCAACACCAUCAAUUUUGCUUCAAGACUGUUAUUUGAUGACAAGAAGUUCCCAUACCACUUAAUGCUACAGCAGUUCAUGGUGUCUGGUGCUCUAAAUAGUCUUUUUGAGAAAUUCAACUUUGUGCUCAGCCAAGGAGGAAAAGUUUCCUUGGAAAAUGCUGCAGACCAUCCUGAUAUUCCUGAUGGAACAGAAGAGAUGAUAGAUGCUUGGUUGGUGUUUGUAGAAAAGCUUGUCAAUGCUAAAGCUGUACUAGAAUCACCUCACAGUCUCCCUAAUAAUUCCACUACCGAGGGGUUUGUUCAAUUCAAGCCAAUCCAGUUUCUCAUCAAAGCCCAUAAGAGGGCCUUUGUCUCAGUGGGCUACCUGUGGGGGCGUAAACCAUUCAAGGUUCACGGCUCCAAGAUUGCUGAAACUAUGCUGUCAAUCUUCUGUCACAUCCUGCAAGGAGAAAGCAUCAUUAACGAGAAGCAGGGUGCUGACGACAAGAAAGCUACUGCUGCUGCUGCUGCUACUUCCUCAUCUUCAGCUGGUAAUCAGAGUCAGGGGGGUACAUUAGUGACCAGUAGAGCUGCCACACCCCCUCAACCCGAGGUCAAUGAAAACAAUGUUCAACAGCUAAUAGACAUGGGAUUCACUAGAGCACAGGCAAGACAUGCAUUACUGAGUACCAGUAGUCUGGAGCAAGCAACAGAGUAUAUCUUAAGCCAUCCAUACCCUGUGCAAGGAGAAUCCAUAGCAGAUAAUAAUCAAGUUCGUGAUAUUUUGGGAUUUGAUUUUGAAAUGUCUGAAGAGGACCAGAUGAUGAGAGCCAUAGCAUUAUCUCUAGGGCAAGACAUAUCACCAAUGUCUGUUGAUCAGCCAACAGCUUCAGGCUCGUCUGCUGCUCCUACUGACAAGAAACCAGACAAACCAGAACAAACACAUCCAUCUGAAGAUGAAACCCAACUGUCUAAGGACGUCCUUGAUGAAUUCACCCAUAAGAUAUUCUCAGGCUGUCAAAAACUACUGGAGGAUCUCCCUGAUACAGUUUACAAGGCCUGUAAGCUCUUAGCUGCUGUUGCUAAGCGUAAUGGAGCCGAGUGGAGAGACACUGUUCUUGCAGAGGUCAUGGAGCAGGUUGGAAAAGAUACUUUAACAGUGAUUAAGGCAUGUAGUCCAGAAAACAACAUGGAUAAGUACAUUGAAGAGUUUGUCCCUCAGAUGUGCACCAUGACAGAAGCUGCCAGAUUGUCGUCUUUACUGCAUCUUCUUUGUCUCAUGUUUGAGGAAAUGAAGGUACCAUGCGCAGUGUUGCUGGAAAAGUACAAAACUGUCCAUUCUUUGAUGGAUUUAAUGGAGCUAUGUCAAGUUAGUCUUCUACAGCUGAGUAGAACUGUAGCAGAGCCCACAACACCCAAAUGGCUUUGCCCUUUGCUCCUUUUACUGGAUUUAUAUGAAAAGACAGCUUUAUCUUCAGAAAGGAAAAAACUUCAUGACAAGUUAACUACACGAGUGUGGAGGUGGUUUGAUGACCGAAGUGGCCGAUGGUAUGCCUACAGUGCCACCAAUAAUGAGACAAUAGAUGCAGCUUAUCGAAGUGGUGAAACACGAACAAGGUUUAUGGCUGGCCGAAGGCAUUACAAUGUUAACUUUGCYAAGAUGCUUCAGAUCAAUGAAGAUACUGGAAGCUGCCGUCCCAUCAUGCUUGGCAGCACUUAYGAAUCGCCCCCUUUAGGMGGCAGCAACAGACAGAACCAGCAAUCCGCAGGYGAAGGAGAGGCAGCUAAGAAASCAAAUUCUAAGAAAGAAAAGGCUAAAGAGGAAAAGAAAGAAGCAGCUAAGACGCYACCAGAAGCUGAWGUAGUUGCUGUACAGUGCCUAACAGAUACKCAAAAAUCAACCAUUAUCAGGUGGGUUAAGCCUCAGGCAAAMGUUUUUCUAGUCAACUCUUUUAUUAUACAUUUAYGAAAAAAAWCAUGUGUAUUUGUUUCCGUUUGUUUAUGCAUCAAAGUAUUUCAUUUUAUUUGCGUAUUUAUGUCUUACCGUUGUUAUUUYAGAUGCUGUUCAAUUCUYAUUAGCAUCCCUGUUACSCACAAUGCUUUACACGCUGCUCUAAGACUUUGUCUUCGGAUAACACAAGACCACAARUUUGCUGUSCAGUUCGUAAACCAAGGCGGCCACAAAGCAAUCAUCGGUCUGACRCAGAAGUCYUCUUUUCCUGGAUUUCCSUCCAUCACAACACUWCUMCUYCAUCAYGUMCUCGAAGACCCUGCUAAUUUACAGCAUACAAUAGAGAAAGUCGUGCGGUCAGUCGCUGUGAACGGUGUUAAUAACGCUGCCACUGGAGUAAGCUCAAACUCUGUUGGCGCCAAGGAGAUCAACUACGUUCUACGCCUCCUAGGACCUGCUGCCAGUAGAAAUCCAAAGCUGUUCCGAGAAGCUGCUGUUAAAGUUUUAAAAUAUGCCAUWACACCUCAGCUCAGGAGAAUCCUCAUCGAAGGUGCUGAUGCMUUUUUGCCUUCCAAUCAUGCACAGUUGGUUGCUGUUUUGCCCUCGCCAAAGCCAUCAAAGUUCCCGCCACUUUGUCACUCCGUCCGAGAAGUAGUGUGUGAUUUGUUGAAUGCUUUAUGUKCGCCCGAUGAUGCCUUGUUGAGAGCUGGUGGUCGUUUAGGGUCGAUUUGUGUGCGMCGGUCGGAUAGUCAGAUGCUAGGGGAACUGGGACGAGCUCUUGGUCAACUUGGGGAUAUGAUUGACAGGUUUAGUACGAACCCGCGGGAAAAUACGUUGAGUCCAGGUCAUCCGUCUUAUGGGCGGCAAAUAACCAGUGAAGAUAAUGCUGUCGAUGAUGACGAACCUGCAAUAGACUCUUCUCAGCCUCCUUCACAUGAUGUCUCUACGUCKAAUUUCCGUGAACUCAAAGAAAGAGAAAAAGCGCAGGAAAACACCGAAGAAAGUGCAAAGAAAGACAGUAAGGAAAAGGAAGCCCUCAAACCAUUGUUGACCAAGUCUGCCAUACUUAAGAUCCUUGCGGAACUUGUCAAGACGUAUGGUGGUGUGGCCCAGUUGAUYACAGAAUAUACGUACUCUGCUCGUGUAGCACAGGGAGAAAAACAAGUAAGAAACUUAGCUCGAGUCACUCACAGCUUAGAUCUAGGAAGCCCUAACUUGGUAACAACUUUGAACGCAUUGUUGAAACCUCUGGAAAAACUAUCAAGUAUUGUUAACCAACCUACCGGAAGUACUAGUUCUGCUCAGGGUAAAGCUGCUACUCAGUCCACUGGGGUGGGGACCAGAGAUGGCGCAAGUACUCAGACUGCUGGCCCUGCACAAGUUGCUUCUGAGGCUAGUCAAGCUGGCGCUGCUUCGUCUGUGGAAGACACAAGUCAYGUGGGACAAGUACAGACACAAGAUGCUGAUGUACAGGCAACACCAGACUUGAGUCAACCCGAAGACACCCAGGCAUCGGGUGGAGAAGAGCAAGAGGGCGAGGACAGUGUCCAGUCUUGGGACAUGGGCGUGUCUGGACACGCGGUUGUACCCGUGACGCUGUCAACUGAACGUGAACUAGAUGAAUUCGAAGAAAUGGUAGAUGAAUUAUUGGAACGUGAUAUAAAUAAUCUACAAGAUUCCGACGGUAACGUCCUGGCAGAAGAAAUAGUCGGUGAUCGACUUCUAGACGAUAGUGCGCCCUCUCAGUUCAUUAUAGAAWCUACUGAAAGAGACAACGACAGCGACAGUGUCAGCAGUGAUAGUGAUGAAGGGUCUGAUGGAAGUAACCAUAGCGACAGUGACGACAAUGAGGAAACCAUGGUGAUAACGUUUGAUCAGAAUCAGGAUGAYAACGAGGACAACACACGUGAUAGUCAGCAAGAAGACGAUGUUGACGACGACGAAGACCGUGUCAUCGUGACGACAAGAGACGACGAUGCGAAUGACRACCAYGAGAACGUUGUAGUUAUGGGAGAAGUGGAUGAUGGCGACGAUGACAUCGAAGAUGAUGACGAUGAGGAAGACGACGACGAUGAAGCCGAGGACGAAGACGACGAAGGUGGCAGCGACAUGGAAGAAGAACACGCUGACAUGAUGGAGGAUGAUUCCUUUGCGGUGUAUGAAGAUGAUGACAUGUUUUUGCGUAUUAGAGAUGAGGGCGGUUCGUCAAGGCUUUCUGCAGGAGAAAUGCUGCUUUCAACAGUGCAAGAUGAAGACUCUGAUGCAGGUGUUGUACUUGGCUUGUCCGGUCAGCGUCAUCGUGCACUACCAAUACGACGACACAAUGGCACCGCUGAUGUGUUUCACUUCACUUCUGGAGGACAUGAAACACGUCUCCUUGUUGGAGACGAUGGCCAGAUGCGAGAAAUUGGYGACGAGGACGGUCUUUUUGUUGAUGGAUACAAUGAAUCGACAUCGUUACCGUCCGCUCUCAGCAGAUGGUCACAAGAAAGCCAGAUACUAGACCCAGACAGCGUCCAUUACUGCAUUUCUGCUCUUAAACCAGAUUUAUUUCCCGUGUUUGAGAAACGUUUCAAYGAAGAAGUAGCUAAAGAGAAAGUSGAAGACCAGAAGAAGAAAAAGGAAGCAGAGGCMAAGGCAGCCGCUAAGAAGAAAGAGGAAGAAGAAGAAGCUCAGAAGAAAGCGGAGAAUGAGGYACCCAAGCCAUCUGCAUCCAGCCAACAAUCCACUGAAGAAAUGCAGGUAGAUCUGGCGUCGGUAUCCAGGGAAGCUGACUUAACCGCAGACGAGUCACCAGACUCAUCCGUCCUUGUUUCCAUGAGCAUGGACCACGGCUUAGAGAUAGAAAACCAGACCUCUACGCCUAGAGAACCUCCAACGUCAUCUUCUGAAGAACCCCAAAACAACCCAUCAGCCUCUCUUGCAGAAGAAACUAACGCCAGUAUGCCUUUAGCGUCAGCCUCCAGCGCAAACGCUGACAAUCAGAUUGAGCAGCCUGCGGAAGCUAUGGGAUCGCCGCCAGUUGGAUCUCCAAUGACGCUUGGUAGCGAGGCAUCUGUAGCUUCUGCUGAAAGUGGUGCCCAGGGAGGUGAGAGUAAUGAGGUGGACGAGACGGCGAAAGACGAAACCGCUGAUGAUACCAACGAAUCCAACAAGGAUGAAUCAACAGAUGCGACCCAACAGCCUGAAGCAAGCACCAGUGGUGAGAAUGUUAAUCUGACAAUCGAUGGUGUCUCUAUACCAGAAGGGGUUGAUCCUUCCUUCCUAGAGGCACUCCCAGAGUCUUUAAGGCGAGAGGUUCUUUCUGAACAGUUGGGACUUCGCCCUCCACCACCACCUCCGUCUCAGCCAGCAGCGGCGAGUGGUAGUGAGCCUAGCGCAAUGACAGUCAGUCCUGAAUUCCUGGCUGCGUUACCACCUGAUGUCCAGGAAGAGGUUCUUCAACAACAGCGUUUAGAACAGGAACGACGGAGAGUAGCCACUGCAAAUCCCGACCAACCAGUCGAUCCGGGUGCAUUUUUACGUAACCUUCCACCGCAAUUACGCCAGACUGUUCUUGCGGACAUUGACGACUCGUUACUUAAUGUCUUACCAGCCGAAAUGGCUACUGAAGCUCAGUCACUACGACGAGAUCGAGAACUACGGCAGCAAAGACUCGUACAGGAGCGUUUCGCCUUCGGUGACCCUGCAUCGGCAAUAUCAACAUUAUUGCGUCAUUCGGGACUUUCUCGGAGAGCAGUCGGAGGACCUCAUUUUCCACGAUAUUUCUCUCAAAAUGCUCGUGGAUUUAGUAAUACUGCUCCGAAAACCAAUCAUAAGUACGCUGGUCGGCAGCUUCUUGACCACGAGGCUUUGGCAUGUCUCGUUGUUUUAUUGUUUAUCGAUGAACCGCGGCUUAACGUGGGACGAUUGCAAAAAGUGUUUCGUAACUUAUGCUACCAUGAGGARACACGUCGUUGGCUUAUAAACACUUUAAUAGGGAUAUUACAUAGAACUAGUGGGCUGGACGAGGAUGAUUCCAGCCCCAGGACAACUCCCUUUACACGGGGAGAAGCGACGUCCAGUGCUUCGACGUCAUCAUGUGACGUCAUGUCGGACUCAUCACGUCAUUCUUCUUCAAGUAACAUUGUGGAAUACCUUUUAGAGAGAGGAGAUAGCUCUACGGGAGUUAGUAAAAGUAGGCAGCCGUCAUGGCUGCGUGUUUCUAUCGAUUCAGCAUUAGGUUCGCGUACCAACGUGUUCUGCAUACGCAGACACGGAAAGCUUAACAUGGAYUCYAGCUCACAUAUUAGUAUACAUCGAUACGCUUCACCGUUUAUAUGUCGGCACGUGCUAGACGCUCUGCUGUUCCUCGCCAAGCCAUUUUCAACGAGUUUCAUGCCUGUGUUAACUAAACCUGAAAAUACGGAAAAUUCUGAGUCCUCUAAAGAUAUUAAGCAAAUCCCCAAAGCAGACUCUGAUUUUUGGGAUAUCUUGUUAAAAUUGGACGCCGUGGGYCUKGGACGAAAAGGAAAAUAUUCUGCCAGUUCCUCCAUGCCUAUCCUGGAAGGUGUUCAACCAAAGGAAGGAUUUGAAAGUGCUCCUAUAGGAAAGCUUCUAACGCUGCUGUCUCAUUCUGUAGUAUCUAAAAGCGUGCAACUCACCGACAAAUUGCUACGGCUACUAUCAGUGAUAUCAAACUCGCUUCCUACUCUUCCAACRUCGAGCAAGAAGACGACUUUGACAAGUGUUACAGCAACUGGAGAAAGCGAAGGRGAGGCACAGAGUGGACAGAACUUGGUGGUACCUCUGCCACAAGUUGUAACACCCGAAGCCGCACGUGCUGUGCCUCUUGUCCUUGAGCCUAACGAGGAGCACGUACCGACCACACAUCUUACGAUUCCUAUAUCGGAAACGGAGUCAAUCGCGUCGUCGCUUGUCGCCGAGCGUUCAUCGGAACCGGGCGGAGAGCAUCCCGAAGUUGAAUCGAUUGAUAGUGGUUCGAGCGACGAUGUAACUGCGCACACAAGUCAAAGUGAACCAAUGGUGGUCGAGGUGAAUAUCCCACAUGAUUCUAAUACGGACMGAAUCGAUAGGCCGUCGUCACUACUGACGACCGAUGUUCGAUUAAUWAGUAAUCCCGAACUCUCACUCGUUAAACCCGAYGUUGAACAGACUGUUGUUAUGGAGGGUCACCUUCGUCUUGCGGUUAAUGUCUUAACUUCRGGAUCUUGUUCUGAGGAAGGCUUAGAGGACGUUACAACGCUCUUAUUACAAAUCUCACGUCUGAAUAUACCAACAAGAGAUGCGAUCUUACGUCUGUUACUGGAUGGGGCGCGUAAAAUCGGCGAAGUCUUACGUAAAAACAUUGCUCAGUUAUAUAUUGAAAUUGUCGAGCAUAACAARGCCAAUCCCUCUAAAGGUGAURCGGAWAGAGAACCUGUGAAAUCCAAAAAGAUGCCAAAUAUAGUUUUACCAGAACCACCGCGACGUCCACAGCGAACCGUACGAGGACUUUUCGGACUCCAAGAGCCRACAACCGCUGCUCCUGCUGCUGGGGGUCGAAGACAAACUGGUGCAAAACCUGUUGUGUACGAACUACACCUUCCUUCGAUGCCUGAACUUACUUGUAAGAAGUCCAGUCAAGCUUUACUUUUGAAGAUAUUGAAGGUUAUAYUACAGCUACGUGACGCGGCUAAGCGCUCAGGGAAAACCCCUACCACACGUGAACGAAGACAGCGUCGAGGAGUACCAAGUGAUGUUUUAGUCACUCAUCGACURAUUGAAGGUUCCCGUGGACUUGGUGCAGUUGUAGCAGCCCUGGAAGCCGAGGCAGAGGCGAUCUUUGAAGUAUUCUCCAGCAUGAGAAGCCAACGAGGACGAGACGACGCAGAUCGUGAACAGCAACAAAGUCAGCCWCAACCAAGGUCGUCUUCUGGAGAAACAGUGGCCGCUAACACAGGAGAUGGGUCUGCAGAAGGACCAAGUGCUGGUACUUCUACUGAAGGUACGACUCAGCCACCCGAACCUGCCCUGCCAUUACUAAGCGAGCAGUUAUCACUCGAUGACUUGUGGGAUACUUUGGGGGAAUGUCUAACGGAGCUGGCCAAAACGACGGACAGCCACGCCGUCCUUGUGUUGCAACCAGCUGUGGAGGCUUUCUUUCUUGUUCAUGGUUCUGAGAAGACUACGCCACCCGCACAGACCCCAUCGGCCGCAGAUGCAGCACCGCGCACAUCGUCUAGCUCRGAGAUGCURCCUCCCCCKUCCCCUGUGCUUACAUCCCCCGGUGCGCUUAGCCCCAGCAGACAGGUUUCCAUAUCAUCGGUGACAUCAGAUUUGCCUACAGACACACAGAAGUUCUUGAAGUUUGCAGAAACCCAUCGCACCGUACUAAAUCAAAUUCUACGGCAAACUAACGUGCACCUCUCAGAUGGUCCCUUUGCCGUCCUGGUCGACCACACACGGGUAUUGGACUUCGACGUUAAACGACGGUUUUUCCGACAAGAACUCGAACGCGCCGACGAGGGAAUCCGAAGGGACGAUCUACCGGUUCAUCUCCGACGAGAUCACGUAUUCGAAGACUCUUACCGAGAAUUACAUCGUAGAAAUUCCGAAGAGUGGAAGUCUAGAUUCUACAUUGUCUUUGAGGGCGAAGAGGGACAAGAUGCUGGUGGGCUUUUACGAGAAUGGUACCUUAUCAUGUCUCGUGAAAUGUUCAACCCUAAUUACGCUCUUUUYACUACCUCUCCUGGGGACCGUGUGACGUAUCAGCCGAAUCCCAGCUCCCAUUGCAACUCGAAUCAUUUGAGUUACUUUAAGUUUGUUGGACGCGUUGUU